GCAGCGGGCACCUGCGGGUAGUUUGGGCUGGAGACGGCACCCUCUGCACUGCCCUGCCGGGCUGCGGACCGAUAAUAUACUGCAGGGCACAGCAACUAUAAGCAGCAUGAAAGACGGCAGGCCAGGUCCUCAUGCUCUGCAAGACCAGCAGCCGACAUUAGAUGAAGUCAUGGAAUAUAUCGGCUCUCACCUUCAGUCUGAUGACUUGGUGACUACCUCCUCGACCUCUGCAGCUCUACUUCCCCGCGUGACAGAUAUUCUCGAUACGGUCACCGUGGCAUCUUGGGUCCCCCCUCAGGAAGCCAUACCCCAUCCAUGGACCCAACUGCCCGAAGCGCCACCCCCCGCGCUCCGGAUCACAGAGCAGCCGAAGCAGAGAGGCAUGCGGUUCCGGUACCAGUGUGAGGGAAGAUCAGCUGGAAGCAUUUUAGGGGAGCGCAGUACGGAUCACAACAAAACCCUGCCUGCAAUUGAGUUGGAUAACUGCGAUCACCUCCAAGAAGUUUGUGUCCGCGUGUGUCUCGUGUGGAAGGAUCACCCUUAUCGUGUCCACCCGCACGGCCUUGUGGGUAAAGAUUGUCACGGUGGCAUCUGCGAGGUCAUCUUGCGCCCCCGAGAGGGGAUGACGCAGCACAGUUUCAGUAACCUGGGAAUUCAGUGCGUGCGGAAAAAGGAAAUCGAGACGUCCGUGAAGGACAGAUUAAGGCUCGGAAUAGACCCUUACAAUGCUGGUAUGUGGCGGCACCAUGAAGAAGUAGACCUGAAUGUGGUCAGGCUUUGCUUCCAGGCCUCCUACCCUGGGCCAGGAGGAGAGAUGAUCCGGAUGUCACCAGUGCUGUCUGAGCCCGUUUAUGAUAAGAAAUCCACAAACACGUCGGAGCUGAAGAUUUGCAGGAUGAACAAGGAGUCCGGGCGUUGUGACGGAGGUGAAGAAAUCUACAUCUUGUGUGACAAGGUGCAGAAAGAGGACAUUCAGGUGGUGUUUACGGAUGGUGUGUGGGAAGCCCGUGCUGACUUCGCGCAGGCUGACGUACACAGACAAAUUGCCAUCGUGCUGAAGACUCCUCCGUACGGGGAUCUGGAGAUCACGCAGCCGGCGCAGGUGUUGGUGUUCCUGCAGAGGAUUACGGACCGGAUCCGGAGCGAGGGGAUGCCGUACACAUACCUGCCGCGUAUGAGAGAUCUCUAUGGUUUGCAAGACAAGAAGCGCCGGUUCUGCCUUGAGGAUGACAUGAACGGCCCGGAUCCGCAUGGGAUUGAGGCGAAGAGGAACAGAGUGGCUCCCAGUUAUAUGGAUCACUACAGCCCCGUGCAGGGCAAGUAUUGGGGACUAAUGCAACAAUUCCAAGUACCUGAUAACCAUGAAUCGUGGCUCAACCUUCCUCCCGAGGUGGGAGAUGACCUCACGGGACCCAUUCAGGCUACUUUAGAUGCGGACACUAUAAAUCUUGAUCAUUUGCCUGACUACUUCUUCCAGGACGGCGCCUUCUCUGGCCCUGCGCCUAUGGAUGCUUUUAACUCUACUCUAGAUAAUGGAGCAACAGCAAAUCUUGUGGGUUUUAGCCUUGCCCUCACGGAAGAGGAGCAAGAAGGGUUCCCAAGCUGUUCUUAUACGAGUUGA
Molecule: messenger RNA, 1621 nt
Organism: Spea bombifrons (plains spadefoot toad)
Lineage: Eukaryota; Metazoa; Chordata; Amphibia; Anura; Pelobatidae
Gene: RELB
Product: RELB proto-oncogene, NF-kB subunit
Exons: 11
Coding region: 107-1621 (504 amino acids)
Biological process (GO): response to cytokine; regulation of transcription by RNA polymerase II; non-canonical NF-kappaB signal transduction
Cellular component (GO): cytoplasm
Molecular function (GO): RNA polymerase II cis-regulatory region sequence-specific DNA binding; DNA-binding transcription factor activity, RNA polymerase II-specific
Source: RefSeq, a predicted model, not a curated record